GCUAAAAAAAAAACCACGGCCGAAAUCAAAGAGGAAGUACUCUAGGAGGGACAAGCAUGAUGUUGCAUGUUGAGGGGUGAAAAGUUUUGUUGAGGUGUGAAAAGCACCACAGUUUUUAGUUGAGUUUUCUGUCGUCUGUGCUGUCACUGAUAAAUGACAGAGAACAGCGUAUGUCAGCCAUGGGGGCUUCACAACAGGCAAGCCUUCGCUAUUUGGUCAUGGUCUCUUUCCUCUGGACCUCAGCACCACCCACAGUGGGUGUGCAGAUCAGAUUAGUUGGCUCUGGGUCUGCUCGGUGCUCUGGAAGGGUUGAAAUCUAUUACAGCGGUGCCUGGGGAACAGUCUGUGAUGAUAACUGGGACUUAAAUGAUGCUAUGGUGGUGUGCAGACAGUUGAACUGUGGGUCAGCACUGAGAGCCCUUCAGUCUGCCCACUUUGGUGAAGGAAGUGGAGAAAUCUGGCUUGAUGAUGUGGGCUGUUCAGGCAGUGAAACAUCUCUAAGUGCGUGUAACCACAGAGAAUUUGGGAAACACGACUGUGGACACGGUGAGGAUGCUGGUGUGGUCUGUUCAGGUUUGCGGAUCAGAUUAGUUGGCUCUGGGUCUACUCAGUGCUCUGGAAGGGUUGAAAUCUAUCACAAUGGUGCCUGGGGAACAGUCUGUGAUGACAGCUGGGGCUUAAAUGAUGCUAAGGUGGUGUGCAGACAGAUGGGCUGUGGGUCAGCACUGAGUGCCCCUCAGUCUGCCCACUUUGGUCAAGGAAGUGGACAAAUCUGGCUUGAUGAUGUGGGCUGUUCAGGCAAUGAAAAGUCUCUAAGUGUGUGCAGCCACGGAGGAUUUGGGACACACAACUGUGGACACAAUGAGGACGCUGGUGUGAUCUGUUCAGGUGUAAGAUUAGUUGGCUCUGGGUCUGCUCGGUGCUCUGGAAGGGUUGAAAUCUAUCACGACGAUGCCUGGGGAACAGUCUGUGAUGACAGCUGGGACUUAAAUGAUGCUAUGGUGGUGUGCAGAGAGUUGGGCUGUGGGUCAGCACUGAGUGCCCCUCAGUCUGCCCGCUUUGGUGAAGGAAGUGGACAAAUCUGGCUUGAUGAUGUGGCCUGUUCAGGCAGUGAAGAAUCUCUAAGUGCGUGUAGCCACGGAGGAUUUGGGACACAUAACUGUGGACACAGUGAGGACGCUGGUGUGAUCUGUUCAGGUGUCAGAUUAGUUGGCUCUGGGUCUGCUCGGUGCUCUGGAAGGGUUGAAAUCUAUCACAACAAAACCUGGGGAACAGUCUGUGAUGACAGCUGGGACUUAAAUGAUGCUAUGGUGGUGUGCAGAGAGUUGGGCUGUGGGUCAGCACUGAGUGCCCCUCAGUCUGCCCGCUUUGGUCAAGGAAGUGGACAAAUCUGGCUUGAUGAUGUGGGCUGUUCAGGCAGUGAAGAGUCUCUAAGUGCGUGUAGCCACAGAGGAUUUGGGACACAUAACUGUGGACACAGUGAGGAUGCUGGUGUGGUCUGUUCAGUGAGCCUCCCAAAGCCCAGGAUCUCCAUGAAUCCUGUUGGUGAGGUCACUUGGGGUCAGGAUCUCAGCAUCACUUGUUCAAUCUCAACUGAGCUCUUAGGUGGAACUUUCAUUCUGACCUCAGGCUCAUUCAGAAAGACCCAAACAUCAAGUAGCACCUCCGUUACCUUCCGCAUCCUCAAAGUGAACUUUGACAAUGAAGGAUUGUACCAGUGUCAGUAUGAGAAAAGCAUUUCAAGUCAGUCUUUCAGUUCCCCCCAAAGUGACUUCAUCAGACUUUCAGUUACUGUGAGCCUCCCAAAGCCCAGGAUCUCCAUGAAUCCUGUUGGUGCGGUUACUUGGGGUCAGGAUCUCAGCAUCACUUGUUCAAUCUCAACUGAGCUCUUAGGUGGAACUUUCAUUCUGACCUCAGGCUCAUUCAGAAAGACCCAAACAUCAAGUAGCAACUCUGUUAUCUUCCGCAUCCUCAAAGUGAACUUUGACAAUGAAGGAUUGUACCAGUGUCAGUAUGAGAAAAGCAGCUCAAGUCAGUCUUUCAGCUCCCCCCAAAGUGACUCCGUCAGACUUUCAGUUACUGUGAGCCUCCCAAAGCCCAGGAUCUCCAUGAAUCCUGUUGGUGCGGUUACUUGGGGUCAGGAUCUCAGCAUCACUUGUUCAAUCUCAACGGAGCUCUUAGGUGGAACUUUCAUUCUGACCUCAGGCUCAUUCAGAAAGACCCAAACAUCAAGCAGCAACUCUUUCACCUUCCACAUCCUCAAAGUGAACUUUGACAAUGAAGGAUUGUACCAGUGUCAGUAUGAGAAAAGCAGCUCAAGUCAGUCUUUCAGUUCCCCCCAAAGUGACUCCGUCAGACUUUCAGUUACUGUGAGCCUCCCAAAGCCCAGGAUCUCCAUGAAUCCUGUUGGUGCGGUUACUUGGGGUCAGGAUCUCAGCAUCACUUGUUCAAUCUCAACGGAGCUCUUAGGUGGAACUUUCAUUCUGACCUCAGGCUCAUUCAGAAAGACCCAAACAUCAAGCAGCAACUCUUUCACCUUCCACAUCCUCAAAGUGAACUUUGACAAUGAAGGAUUGUACCAGUGUCAGUAUGAGAAAAGCAGCUCAAGUCAGUCAUUCAGCUCCCCCCAAAGUGACUCCGUCAGACUUUCAGUUACUGUGAGCCUCCCAAAGCCCAGGAUCUCCAUGAAUCCUGUUGGUGAGGUUACUUGGGGUCAGGAUCUCAGCAUCACUUGUUCAAUCUCAACUGAGCUCUUAGGUGGAACUUUCAUUCUGACCUCAGGCUCAUUCAGAAAGACCCAAACAUCAAGUAGCAACUCUGUUAUCUUCCGCAUCCUCAAAGUGAACUUUGACAAUGAAGGAUUGUACCAGUGUCAGUAUGAGAAAAGCAUUUCAAGUCAAUCUUUCAGUUCCCCCCAGAGUGACUCCGUCAGACUUUCAGUUACUGUGAGCCUCCCAAAGCCCAGCAUCUCCAUGAAUUCUGGUGGUGAGAUAACCUGGCAUCAGGAUGUCAGCAUCACAUGUUCGAUCUCAACACAGGUUUUAGGUGGAACAUUCAUUCUGACCUCAGGCUCAUUCAGAAAGACCCAAACAUCAAGUACCAACUCUGCUACCUUCCAUAUACCUCAAGUGGACUUUGAUAGUGAGGGACACUACCAGUGUCAGUAUGAGAAAAACAGCUCAAGUCGAUCUUUCAGUUCCCCCAAAAGUGACUCCGUCAGACUCUCUAUCACAGUGACACUGCAGCAGCCCAGCAUCUCCCUGACAUCUCCUAAUGGAGGGUUGGUCUGGGGUCCUGAAGGUGCAGAGGUCACCAGGGGUUACAGCUUCAUCUUCACCUGCUCCAUUUCAUCCCAUUAUCCUGAAGGCCGUUUCUUUCUCAUCUUCUCUGGAUCUGACAUCACCAACACCAAGCCAGCUGUCAACCACUCAGCUUCCUUUAAUUUCCAUGUAGCUGAGUAUGAACAUCAGGGAAACUACAGCUGUGUGUAUGAAGUCACACUCUCUACAAGAAAAUUCAAUUCUACCGAGACAGCACCAAUUACUGUGGUCAUUGAAUUGAGCCUCCCAAAGCCCAGCAUCUCCAUGAAUUCUGGUGGUGAGAUAACCUGGCGUCAGGAUGUCAGCAUCACUUGUUCGAUCUCAACACAGGUUUUAGGUGGAACAUUCAUUCUGACCUCAGGCUCAUUCAGAAAGACCCAAACAUCAAGUACCAACUCUGCUACCUUCCAUAUACCUCAAGUGGACUUUGAUAGUGAGGGACACUACCAGUGUCAGUAUGAGAAAAACAGCUCAAGUCGAUCUUUCAGUUCCCCCAAAAGUGACUCCGUCAGACUCUCUAUCACAGUGACACUGCAGCAGCCCAGCAUCUCCCUGACAUCUCCUAAUGGAGGGUUGGUCUGGGGUCCUGAAGGUGCAGAGGUCACCAGGGGUUACAGCUUCAUCUUCACCUGCUCCAUUUCAUCCCAUUAUCCUGAAGGUCGUUUCUUUCUCAUCUUCUCUGGCUCUGACAUCACCAACACCAAGCCAGCUGUCAACCACUCAGCUUCCUUUAAUUUCCAUGUAGCUGAGUAUGAACAUCAGGGAAACUACAGCUGUGUGUAUGAAGUCACACUCUCUACAAGAAAAUUCAAUUCUACAGAGACAGCACCAAUUACUGUGGUCAUUGAAUUGAGCCUCCCAAAGCCCAACAUCUCCAUGAAUUCUGGUGGUGAGAUAACCUGGCGUCAGGAUGUCAGCAUCACUUGUUCGAUCUCAACACAGGUUUUAGGUGGAACAUUCAUUCUGACCUCAGGCUCAUUCAGAAAGACCCAAACAUCAAGUACCAACUCUGCUACCUUCCAUAUACCUCAAGUGGACUUUGAUAGUGAGGGACACUACCAGUGUCAGUAUGAGAAAAGCAGCUCAAGUCGAUCUUUCAGUUCCCCCAAAAGUGACUUAGUCAGACUCUCUAUCACAGUGACACUGCAGCAGCCCAGCAUCUCCCUGACAUCUCCUAAUGGAGGGUUGGUCUGGGGUCCUGAAGGUGCAGAGGUCACCAGGGGUUACAGCUUCAUCUUCACCUGCUCCAUUUCAUCCCAUUAUCCUGAAGGUCGUUUCUUUCUCAUCUUCUCUGGCUCUGACAUCACCAACACCAAGCCAGCUGUCAACCACUCAGCUUCCUUUAAUUUCCAUGUAGCUGAGUAUGAACAUCAGGGAAACUACAGCUGUGUGUAUGAAGUCACACUCUCUACAAGAAAAUUCAAUUCUACCGAGACAGCACCAAUUACUGUGGUCAUUGAAUUGAGCCUCCCAAAGCCCAGGAUCUCCAUGAAUCCUGUUGGUGAGGUCACUUGGGGUCAGGAUCUCAGCAUCACUUGUUCAAUCUCAACUGAGCUCUUAGGUGGAACUUUCAUUCUGACCUCAGGCUCAUUCAGAAAGACCCAAACAUCAAGUAGCAACUCUGUUACCUUCAGCAUCCUCAAAGUGAACUUUGACAAUGAAGGAUUGUACCAGUGUCAGUAUGAGAAAAGCAUUUCAAGUCAAUCUUUCAGUUCCCCCCAAAGUGACUCCGUCAGACUUUCAGUUACCGCGAGCUUCCCAAAGCCCAGCAUCUCCAUGAAUUCUGGUGGUGAGAUAACCUGGCAUCAGGAUGUCAACAUCACUUGUUUGAUCUCAACACAGGUUUUAGGUGGAACAUUCAUUCUGACCUCAGGCUCAUUCAGAAAGACCCAAACAUCAAGUACCAACUCUGCUACCUUCCAUAUACCUCAAGUGGACUUUGAUAGUGAGGGACACUACCAGUGUCAGUAUGAGAAAAACAGCUCAAGUCGAUCUUUCAGUUCCCCCAAAAGUGACUUAGUCAGACUCUCUAUCACAGUGACACUGCAGCAGCCCAGCAUCUCCCUGACAUCUCCUAAUGGAGGGUUGGUCUGGGGUCCUGAAGGUGCAGAGGUCACCAGGGGUUACGGCUUCAUCUUCACCUGCUCCAUUUCAUCCCAUUAUCCUGAAGGUCGUUUCUUUCUCAUCUUCUCUGGCUCUGACAUCAUCAACACCAAGCCAGCUGUCAACCACUCGGCUUCCUUUAAUUUCCAUGUAGCUGAGUAUGAACAUCAGGGAAACUACAGCUGUGUGUAUGAAGUCACACUCUCUACAAGAAAAUUCAAUUCUACCGAGACAGCACCAAUUACUGUGGUCAUUGAAUUGAGCCUCCCAAAGCCCAGGAUCUCCAUGAAUCCUAUUGGUGAGGUCACUUGGGGUCAGGAUCUCAGCAUCACUUGUUCAAUCUCAACUGAGCUCUUAGGUGGAACUUUCAUUCUGACCUCAGGCUCAUUCAGAAAGACCCAAACAUCAAGUAGCAACUCUUUCACCUUCCACAUCUUCAAAGUGAACUUUGACAAUGAAGGAUUGUACCAGUGUCAGUAUGAGAAAAGCAUUUCAAGUCAUUCUUUCAGUUCCCCCCAAAGUGACUCCGUCAGACUUUCAGUUACUGUGAGCCUCCCAAAGCCCAGCAUCUCCAUGAAUUCUGGUGGUGAGAUAACCUGGCGUCAGGAUAUCAACAUCACUUGUUCGAUCUCAACACAGGUUUUAGGUGGAACAUUCAUUCUGACCUCAGGCUCAUUCAGAAAGACCCAAACAUCAAGUACCAACUCUGCCACCUUCCAUAUACCUCAAGUGGACUUUGAUAGUGAGGGACACUACCAGUGUCAGUAUGAGAAAAACAGCUCAAGUCGAUCUUUCAGUUCCCCCAAAAGUGACUUAGUCAGACUCUCUAUCACAGUGACACUGCAGCAGCCCAGCAUCUCCCUGACAUCUCCUAAUGGAGGGUUGGUCUGGGGUCCUGAAGGUGCAGAGGUCACCAGGGGUUACAGCUUCAUCUUCACCUGCUCCAUUUCAUCCCAUUAUCCUGAAGGUCGUUUCUUUCUCAUCUUCUAUGGCUCUGACAUCACCAACACCAAGCCAGCUGUCAACCACUCAGCUUCCUUUAAUUUCCAUGUAGCUGAGUAUGAACAUCAGGGAAACUACAGCUGUGUGUAUGAAGUCACACUCUCUACAAGAAAAUUCAAUUCUACUGAGACAGCACCAAUUACUGUGGUCAUGGAAUCGCCUCUGUUGCUGCUGGUCUCCUCAGUAGCUUCUGGGAUCCUGUUGCUGGUCCUCCUGGUAUUGAUGGCUUUCUGUCUGGUCCUCAGGAGAAGACAACGAGCUAAGCAGCCUGGAGCCUUCGUCCAAACACAAUCCGUCAAAGUCAGGAACAAGUAUGAAGAAGAAGAGGAUGAGAAUGAGGACGAGGAGGGGGACUAUGUGAAUGUUGAUCUAGUAGACACCAAGAGGAGGUUCAAAGAGGAAGCAGGACCAGUGGAACAAGAGGAAUAUGAUGAUUAUGAGGACCCAGACAGUGAUGGAGAGCAUGAUUAUGAGGAGGGCACCCCUGAUACAAAUAUCAUGAAAGCUAAUCAGAUCUAUGUAGCGUCAAACAAUGAAGACAAAGAAGAAGAAGGAACCAGUGAGGAUGAAGACUAUGAAAAUGUAACCCAGCCAACUGAUGAAUAUGAGGAUAUCUAUCAAAACUUUUGAGAUGUCCGCUGGUCAGUAGUUCCACAUUGUUGCCAUAGACACAGAAUGUGUGAAUAUGGAUAUCUAUAUCUAACAUAUAUAUACGAAUAUGAUGCAUUAACUCCUUGAAUAUUCACUGUAUGCAUGAUAUUCAUGGAAAAGUAAUACUACUGUCCUGCAUGGCUGUGGUUGUCAGUGUAUUUCAAUAAAGACCUUGUCACUGUGGUUGAUCACAACAUUCUUUUUCAGUAAAAUAUUAAAUAACUCUCCCUACCCCUGUGUAGGGAGAGUUUUUCUAUUUUCUGUUGCUAUUGUUUGUAAAUAUAUUAACGUACAGGAAUAUCUUUGUUGUUUUUCUUAACCCAUUUUGUAAUGUGAAUUUGUAUGAAUGAAUUGUACAUUCAUUCUGAGAUGUUGUUUCAAAGGCAAAAUGUUUUAGUGUUUUUAUGGUGAAAAUAAACCUUACAUUUACAGAAU
Molecule: messenger RNA, 7511 nt
Organism: Scatophagus argus
Lineage: Eukaryota; Metazoa; Chordata; Actinopteri; Scatophagidae
Exons: 25
Coding region: 171-7055 (2294 amino acids)
Cellular component (GO): membrane
Source: RefSeq, a predicted model, not a curated record